Messenger RNA from Rhododendron vialii, 2228 nucleotides. RefSeq names its product protein NRT1/ PTR FAMILY 1.1-like. The transcript has 4 exons. NCBI's taxonomy places the organism in Eukaryota, Viridiplantae, Streptophyta, Magnoliopsida, Ericales, Ericaceae. Gene Ontology annotation, cellular component: plasma membrane. The coding region runs from base 193 to 2028 and encodes 611 amino acids. The record is from RefSeq and is a predicted model, not a curated record. Gene Ontology annotation, molecular function: transmembrane transporter activity. Gene Ontology annotation, biological process: oligopeptide transport; transmembrane transport.
UCUCCUUCACGUUUAUAAAUCAAUCACCCACAAAAAAAAUCCCAAUCUUUUUCACUUCCAUGUUGCUGAGUGAUUUACACUUCUAUGUGAUUUGCUAUGAAAACAGAGCAUAUCUGAGGGAGUAACCAAUGAUCUCAAAAUCAUACUGAGAAAUAGAAAAAAGGGUUCGUCCCAUUUGUUGAAAGAAGAUCCAUGGAGGUCUCUGCAGAUCUGGUUAAAAUGGAGGAGCAGCAGCAGUCUCCUCGGAGAAGACAAAAGGGUGGCCUUAUGACCAUGCCAUUUAUCAUAGCAAAUGAAGGAUUGGAGAAGUUGGCUAGCUAUGGGUUGUUGUCAAACAUGAUAUUGUAUUUGAUGGAAGAGUACCACAUCGGGGUAAUCGAAGGGACAAACAUACUCUUUUUCUGGUCUGCGGCUACCAAUUUCUCUCCACUAUUUGGAGCUUUUAUCUCUGAUUCAUAUCUGGGUCGAUUCCUCACCAUUGGCCUUGGCUCCAUCUUCAGUCUCCUGGGAAUGGUCCUCUUGUGGAUGACGACUGUGAUCCCCCAAACAAGGCCACCUUACUGCAACCAACUAAAGGGGGAGAGCUGCAAAUCUCCAACAGGAUCCCAAUAUGCAACCCUUCUCUUUUCCUUUGUCCUAAUGUCCAUUGGAGCUGGUGGGAUUCGACCCUGUUCCUUAGCUUUUGGAGCAAACCAAGUGGACCAAAGAGACAAUCCAAACAACAAACAGGUCUUAGAAAAAUUCUUCAGUUGGUACUACGCUGCAAUUUCUAUUUCAGUCAUCAUUGCAUUGACUGUCAUCGUUUACAUUCAAGAUAAUGCUGGAUGGAAAGUAGGGUUUGGAGUCCCCGCAAUCCUCAUGUUCUUAUCUGCUCUUUCGUUCUUCAUCGCCUCUCCGUUUUAUAUCAAACAGAAAGCUACCAUGAGCUUGUUUACUAACUUUGCACGAGUGAUUGUAGUUUGUAUCAAGAAUAUAAAAGUAGCAUUGCCGUCUGAUGAAUCGAAUUUGAGGUAUCAUCGCAUGAGUGACUCAACUCUCUCCGAGCCAACCAGAAAACUUAGGUUCUUAAACAAAGCUUGCAUCAUUAGGAACCAUGAGGGCAUAACUCCAGAGGGAGAGGCUUCCAAUGCAUGGAGCCUUUGCACAGUAGACCAAGUUGAAGAGCUAAAAUCACUCAUCAGAGUCAUGCCAUUAUGGUCUUCAUCGAUCAUGAUGUCGGUAAACAUAAGUCAGGCAACCUUCCAAUUUCUCCAAGCUCAAUCCAUGAACAGACACCUCACUCCAAGGUUCCAAAUACCUGCAGGCUCCUUCUCUGUGUUCAUAUUAAUCGGUAUAGUAAUGUGGAUCUUUCUUUACGAUCGCAUUAUCAUUCCUGUAGCUUCGAAAAUAAGAGGAAAACCCUUUUCAGUUGGCGUAAAAGUAAGAAUGGGUGUCGGGUUAUUUUGCUCUUUCUUGGCCAUGGUAGUUGCAGCAAUUGUGGAGCAUUAUAGAAAGAGAAAAGCCUUGGAAAGUGGCUAUUACAAUAACCCCAUAGGAGUUGUUCAUAUGUCAGCUAUGUUGCUUGUACCACAAUAUUUACUCAUGGGUGUGGCGGAAGCCCUGAACGUGAUUGCAUCAAAUGAGUUUUUCUACUCGGAGUUGCCAAAGAGCAUGUCGAGCAUGGCAGUGGCUCUAUCCGGAUUGGGGCUGGCUGUGGGGAGUUUGUUGGCCAGUUUGAUACUGAGUACUGUGGAAAAGGUUACUAAAAGAGGGGGAAAAGAUAGUUGGAUUUCGAAUAAUAUCAAUCAAAGUCAUUAUGAGAGCUACUAUUGGCUUCUCGCAAUUAUGAGUUUGGUUAAUGUGCUUUAUUUUAUUCUGUGUAGUUGGGCAUAUGGGCCUUGUGCAGAUCAAGGGUUUUCUAAGGUUUUAUUUGAUCGGGAAGGGUUUUUUAAGCUUAACGACAAGGGGGAAGAUUUGAAGGAGGAGUUGCAUAUAAAAGGAAGUGGAGUUAAGAAUGGAGAAGAAAAGUCCAAGGAAGAUGAGGUAUAGACUAUAAAGAUUUAUAAAUAAAAAAAAACGUUUUGUGGGUUUUGAAUUAUGAUCUGUAUUCAUCCAUUGUAUAUCUUAGGUAUAUUACAAAUUUUCUCUUGGAGAUGUGUUUGGGGUUGAAAAAGUAUGCAUGAAAUCUUGGAGUUGUGAUUGCGCUACGAUACAUGAAUAGAAUUUGUUCUAUUGAGAUUUGAAAAGAA